AUGGCUAGAAGAUUAAGAUUGGCAUAUAUUGUCAAUGGAUUCAAAAGAAAAGCAACCUACAAAAAAAGAAAGAAUGAAAUGCUCAAGAAGCUUAAUGAGCUCACUAUCCUUUGUGGUGUAGAUGCUGCAAUAAUAAUGUACAUCUCUUUCGAGUCAGGGCCAGUCAUAUGGCCGUCUGCUGGAGAGGUUCAGCAAAGAAUUACUAGGUUCAUGAACUUGCCACAUGUGGAACAAACUCAAAGAAUGAUGAGUCCUGAAAGCUUUGUUGAAGAGAGGAUUCAAAAGUUGAACACUCGACUUCUGAAGGUGAAGAAAGACAAUAGGGAGAGGGAGAUGGAUGCAUUGAUGCAUAAGAUCAUUACUGGAGAACGAACAAUUAAUUCUUUGCGUGUCAUAGAUCAAAACGACUUGGAUUGGGUUUUAACAACCAACUUGGUUAAAAUUGAUAACAUGGCUGAGGAAAUUAUGAGACAUUCCUCAACCAUAGCAUCAUCAGAUUUCGCUCCAGCCCAACUCUGA
This is a messenger RNA of Ipomoea nil (Japanese morning glory), 519 nucleotides long. Its product is annotated as agamous-like MADS-box protein AGL80. Lineage: Eukaryota; Viridiplantae; Streptophyta; Magnoliopsida; Solanales; Convolvulaceae. Gene Ontology annotation, molecular function: protein dimerization activity; DNA-binding transcription factor activity, RNA polymerase II-specific; RNA polymerase II cis-regulatory region sequence-specific DNA binding. Gene Ontology annotation, biological process: positive regulation of transcription by RNA polymerase II. The coding region runs from base 1 to 519 and encodes 172 amino acids. The transcript has a single exon. The record is from RefSeq and is a predicted model, not a curated record.